CUUUGAUAAGAAGUCGGAGACCGUGUUUGGACACUGGGUCAGGAACCGCCAUUCCCCUGCAAGUUGUUCGAUGAAAUGCCUGAAUGAGCUCAAAAGUCAAAACUUGCGACGAAGAGAAUUCCAUGCAGUACUUGGCAGGGUAGAGCGUGAACUCCAUCAGUCCUCCGCCAUUGAUGAGGACCUGUCUCCCAAGCGCGUUUAUGUUCAUGGUAUCUCGAAAAUGAGGGUGGAGAAGCUUGAAGAUCGGGUGAACUACGCUGAGCUGCCUGUUUGUGGCAAUGACAAACGGCUCGAUCACGGCAUGAGUGUGCAAGAAGUGACUGAUGAGCUCGUGGUAGCCGGAAUCGUUUACUGCUACAUAUGCUUUGGCCAACUGCCAAAUGAUUUCUUCGAG
Linum tenue is the source of this 394-nucleotide messenger RNA. NCBI's taxonomy places the organism in Eukaryota, Viridiplantae, Streptophyta, Magnoliopsida, Malpighiales, Linaceae. The record is from the annotation of a GenBank genome assembly.